AUGUUGUCACCUGUUGUCACCCUGUGCCCCCCCCUCACCGGCGUGCAGCCCCCACUUGCAAAAGAGGCUGCGCUGGAGGAAGCUGCUGGCCCCCACCAGCUGCCUGAUGACGUGCAGCUCCGCCAUGCCCUGCGGGGACACGGGGGGGGGGACAUGGGGCCACACACACACGGUGUCACCCCACCCCAGAGGGGGGGUCCAUGUCCCCCCGCAGGGGUUUCUCCCUCUGAGUCCAACCCCUACAUAUUCAACGGGGACUUCGUGGACCGCGGCUCCUUCUCGGUCGAGGUCAUCCUCACGCUCUUCGGCUUCAAGCUGCUCUACCCCGAUCACUUCCACUUGCUGCGAGGGAACCACGAGACGGACAACAUGAACCAGAUUUACGGCUUCGAAGGGGAGGUGAAGGCCAAGUACACGGCGCAGAUGUUCGCCCUCUUCAGCGAGGUCUUCGAGUGGCUGCCCCUGGCCCAGUGCAUCAACGGCAAAGUGCUGAUCAUGCACGGCGGCCUCUUCAGCGAGGACGGCGUCACCCUCGACGACAUCCGCAAAAUCGAGAGGAACCGGCAGCCCCCAGACUCAGGUCCCAUGUGCGACCUGCUGUGGUCGGACCCGCAGCCGCAGAACGGGCGCUCGGUCAGCAAGAGGGGGGUGAGCUGCCAAUUCGGGCCAGACGUCACCAAAAGUUUUUUGGAGCGCAACCGCCUCGACUACAUCAUCCGGAGCCACGAGGUCAAGCCCGAGGGCUACGAGGUGGCCCACGAUGGCAAGUGUGUCACCGUCUUCUCCGCGCCCAACUACUGUGACCAGAUGGGCAAUAUGGGCUCCUACAUCCACCUGCGAGGCGGCGACCUGCGCCCUGACUUCCACCAGUUCACAGCAGUGCCUCACCCCAAUGUCAAGCCCAUGAUGUACGCCAACACCCUGCUGCAGCUGGGCAUGAUGUGACCCCCCCGCGGCACCCAGGGGUGCCCCCCCUCACCCCCCCCGCCCCCACCGCACCUCCUCCUCCCCCCCCCCAGGGCGUUUUUAAUAUAUUGGAA
Molecule: messenger RNA, 1040 nt
Organism: Anas platyrhynchos (mallard)
Lineage: Eukaryota; Metazoa; Chordata; Aves; Anseriformes; Anatidae
Product: serine/threonine-protein phosphatase 5-like
Molecular function (GO): hydrolase activity
Source: RefSeq, a predicted model, not a curated record